Molecule: messenger RNA, 3051 nt
Organism: Amaranthus tricolor (Joseph's coat)
Lineage: Eukaryota; Viridiplantae; Streptophyta; Magnoliopsida; Caryophyllales; Amaranthaceae
Product: phosphatidylinositol/phosphatidylcholine transfer protein SFH9-like
Exons: 13
Coding region: 528-2204 (558 amino acids)
Source: RefSeq, a predicted model, not a curated record
AAAGGAAACCUAUGAGAGUAAGAGCAGACUUGAUUGACGGAGACCAUUCCGUCGCCCUCGACCGUGACGGAAGCCUUUCCGUUUCUAGCAAUUUCUGAUAAAAGCCGUCAGACACCGUUUAUUGCACCUUCUUUACUUUACUCACUUUCCACGCCUCUCCCUCUCCCCGUCUCUCUCAGCCGACAUAUUACAGUAGAGAGAGAAACUCAUCUCAUAUAGAGAAUCAAAAGUCAGAAUUAUUUAAUGCUUUUUGGCUUUUUUUCACUUGAUUUUCUGAUAGUGAUGUUUCACCUCCGUUGAAAUUACUCUUUCUCGUAUGAUGCUUCACCUUCAUUAUUAAUUAAUGGAUUAUUUUUCAGAUUCUUCCUUUUGUUUAAAUUAAAAUUUUACUGAAAAAUUACUAGUGAAAUUGGAUCAAUUCGAAUUGAAUUUGUGCUUAAAUGUUGCUUAGAUCAGUUUUAGUUUGCUGAUUUUUCCAUCACAUUUUAUUUUAUUGAUUCAUUGCAGAAAAUUCGGAUGAUUUAAUCAUGCCAGAGGAAAUCCGAGAAGAAAGAAAGUCGGAGAUUGAAGUUUCUGAGGAUGAGCCAGUAAGAAGAACGAGGGUCAGGAGUUUGAGGAAGAAAGCCGUCAAUGCGUCAACGAAAUUGGCUCAUGGACUGAGGAAAAGAGGCAGGCGAAUUGCUGAUUGUAAAUUCGCGGCAAUUGCUAUUGAUGACUUUAGGGACGAGAAAGAUGAAGAAGCUGUUGAUGCUUUUCGUCAGAUUUUGGUUGAAAAGGCUUUGCUUCCGAAUCAUCUCGAUGAUUAUCAUACCAUGCUUAGAUUUUUGAAAGCAAGGAAGUUUGAUCUUGAUAAAACUGUGCAUAUGUGGGAAGAAAUGAUCAAAUGGAGGAAAGAAAAUGGAGUGGAUACUAUUAUACAGGAUUUCUUCUACGAGGAAUUUGUAGAAGUACAGCGAUACUAUCCCCAUGGUUAUCAUGGUGUAGAUAGGGAGGGGCGACCAGUUUAUAUUGAACGAUUGGGCAAGAUUGAACCUAGCAGGCUUAUGAAUGUGACUACAGUGGAGCGCUUUUUAAAGUAUCAUAUACAAGGAUUUGAAAAGACUUUUGCUGAGAAAUUUCCAGCUUGUUCAAUUGCUGCUAAGAGACAUAUAGAUACUACAACUACAAUAUUGGAUGUUCAUGGGGUGAAUUGGAUGAGCUUUGGUAAAAUUGCUCUUGAUCUUGUAAAGCACAUACAAAAAAUUGAUAGCGACAAUUAUCCUGAGACCUUGCACCAAAUGUUCAUUAUAAAUGCUGGUGCUGGAUUUAAGAUGGUUUGGUCUACUGUGAGAAGAAUUCUUGAUCAAAGGACUACCUCAAAGAUACAUGUGUUGGGCAACAAAUUCCACAGCAAGUUGAUGGAACGUGUAGAUUCCAGCCAAUUGCCUACUUUUGUAGGUGGGACUUGCUCUUGCCCUGGUGGCUGCCUUAGAUACCAGAGGGGACCUUGGAAUGAUCCAGAAAUAAUGAAAAUGGUGCUUGCACAAGAAAUGAUGUAUCUGAAGACUACCACAAGUUCUUCUGACUGUGAAGAUUUAAAAACUAAGUUACUUGGUCAUAAGGUAAGCAUUGGUGAAUGGUCCACUGGCAACCCAGAGGAAGUGGUGUGCACUGAUGCUAUAGUUGAAGAGGUUACUUCUACAAAUCAUUCUUCUGGCAGGAGUGUGGAUGCGAGGCCCUGGAAAGCCAUUCCUCAUCCAAGGCAUUCAACAGCAUGUUUUAUAUUCAACUUUUUUGCAUGUCUGCAUGUUAUAUUUCGGUCCUUUGGAAAUCUAUGGGCGCUGAGUCGAGAAGAGAAACACCCAAUUCUGCAGCGUGAGCCUGGUGACUAUACGGUGAAUCCUCCUGAAUCUGAGCCAGGUUUGAAGGAUCGAGCCACUGCUCAGAAGAUAAAUGAAUCUGUGCUUAAUCCUUCUUGGCAAAGGCUUCAGCAUUUAGAGCAGUUGGUAACAGAUCUCUUUAAUAAACCUUCAAGAAUCCCUCCAGACAAGGAGCAGACAAUCCUUGAGUCUUUGACAAGAAUUAAGGCCAUAGAGCAUGACUUGCAGAAGACAAAGAAGAUCCUGUUUGCAACAACAUCAAAGCAAGUAGAGCUUGCCGAGUCACUGGAAAGUCUUAAGGAUAGCAGCAUGCAUGGACGGUCAACAACCUGUUGGAGAAGCUAAUGAUAGGAUGAAGUCGAAAUAAUAUUCAUGCAAUUUUUAAUAUAACUGUGCACAGUGGUACUGAAGGAUCUUUUUAUAUUACGGUUCUCCUUACAGGUCUUCUUUUAUUGCUUUAACUGCUCAGAGCGAACUCAAGUACAGCAGAUUGUGUGAAUAGCACUAGUUUUUGCUGAUGUGAAUAGAUCGGCCAUUAAACUGUCGAAACAGAUUAUAGGUUCGUUUUUGAGAGAAUGAUUGAUAAAGAAGGUAUCAUUUUUAACAAAGAACUUAAGAAUAAUAACAGAAAGAUGUAACAGAUAUGCCCUAUUAUUGUAAUAGAAAUUGAUAUAAAUAAGAUCAUGGAAGGGAAUUGAGGGUAAUUUACUCUUCCCUUACCCAAUCUGUAAUUACUCUAUGCUAUUACUUUUACACAUGGUAAUAAUUCAUGGUAAUAGAUUAGAAUUUCCAUAUUUUGUGCUUGUAUGUCGUACUCAAUUUCAUAUUUUUUUAAUCUUUUUAUUUUUAAUUCGGUUAACCCUUAAUAUUACAUUUAUGAUUGAAUUUGUCUGGAUUUUAUGCUUUGAGAAUUUAUAGAUAUUUUUAGCUACAAGGUAUAUGCCACAACUUAAGUCUUAAAGGCCAAUUAGCCUCAAUGAAGGAGCCAACAAAAAUGCAUAAUGCAAAGCUAAUGGUCUGAAAAUUUGAAAUAGAUAAGAUUAAUUAUAAAAAAAAAAAGCAUCAAACAAGAGCAAAAUUAAUUUACUUUUAAAUGUAAGUGCCUAAUUCCUAAAUCUGGAUAUGGAUUUGCUCGCACUUACUAACUGCGAACAAAGGGUUUGAUUCAAAAAAAAGCCAAAGGAGCUGUUUG